Molecule: messenger RNA, 1007 nt
Organism: Kogia breviceps (pygmy sperm whale)
Lineage: Eukaryota; Metazoa; Chordata; Mammalia; Artiodactyla; Physeteridae
Source: RefSeq, a predicted model, not a curated record
AUGGCUAAGUGUGUUUGCUGUUACUUCACUGAGGCACAGGUCCACAGAACCGUGAACUCCGAGGGACACAGAAUGCGGGAGCUCUUUGCAGGAGGAGAUGGAAAUAACAGCUACACUGAGCUCCUAGCUGGGAGCCGGGUCAGCCCUCGCCAGCGCCGCGCCCUCCCCGAGGCCCGAGGGAGGCGCCGCGGGAGGAAUUCCAGCCAUUUCCUCUGCGCCGCGCGGUAUGUGGCCUGCUCGCUGCCCGACCGCAGAGCGGCCCGGAGGUGGGGGCUGGCGGCGCGGGCCGGUCACCAGCCGCGUCUGGCAGCUGCCCUGGCCUCGCCGUCCCGCUCCAGAUUCCCGGCUGGCCGCCCCUCGUCCCGGGCAACCAAACCGGCCCUGGAGCGGCCCGGGGCCGGCGCGGCGCUGCCGGGACCCCGGCUCCUCCCCGCGCGGCCGCAGCCGGCGGAAUCGCUCCCGCCCCAAGGCCGCCUGCCUCCUCGGUCCCCGCCGCGCACCCUAACCCGCGGGUCCCCCGAAUCUCAGUUUGACACUGAAGGUGGCCUUUGCUACGUCACCUUGGGGUAUCGCUGCUGUCCUCAGCUCUCCUGGAUCUUCCGCCCACCCUGCCCAGGGCCUCUUCUCCAUACUAGUGCUCGGUGGAGCAGUCGGGGCGGCUUUACAGCCAGAGCCCCAAGGCCGAGAAUCAGCCCUUGCAGCAAGACGUGCUCCCCUCGUUCCCCCCACACACGCUACAGCCACAGACCGCAUAAAUCCAGGUGGAGACAGGUCCAGAAACACAGGGUACACCUCCCGAACUCCCAAUCGCAGACCGUUUCCUCCCUCCCCAGGUAUUUUUUAAAGGCUUCUCCCAGGGACCCCAGGCUGUGGCCAGUCUUGCUGAAAUGCUGACUUCUCUUUCAAGAUGGAUGGGGGAUGCUGCCUUAGGUUAGAAGGCAACGAACGAAAUCACAUUUUUAAAUGUAAAAUUUGAUUCUAAAUUUUUGAUGGUGCUUUUCGUUUUG